Porites lobata is the source of this 5925-nucleotide messenger RNA. Lineage: Eukaryota; Metazoa; Cnidaria; Anthozoa; Scleractinia; Poritidae. The record is from the annotation of a GenBank genome assembly.
AUGACGACUUUAAUCUUCGAUGAAGACGAGGUAGAAUUAGCCAGCAAAUCGGAGGUAAAGUAGACUUCCCUUGAGAAUAUUUUUUGGUUGUCUUUUGACAUACGGAUCGUGGUUUCGCCAAUAUGGCUCCCAUAUCGUUCUCAAGUACCACUGCCCUUGCCAACCAACAUCUGACAAAUACGGCUUUACAGGGUUUCCAACGUUUCGUAAAAAACACGCUCAACCUUGUAAAUGCUGUACGUGGUGGCUUUAGUUCGUGAAUGGUGGUCGUUUUAAGUGCACGCGGACACGGCACAUGAUUUUAGAUGUUUUGGGUUCAUCUCUGGCAAAAAAGCUGAGCAAAAUUAUGAUGUCCAGUGAGAGAUCGAAAGCAGAGAUCCAAGGCAUCCGCAGAUGUAGGUCGAUCUAUAAUCACCAAACAGUCCAGUAGUUUCUAGAUCAGAGUAAUCAUACAUAAUAUAAAAUGUAAACUUAAUGGGAACAGAAAAUUAAUGUCCUUUAAUUUGGGGUGUUGUAGUUUGAUUUUGUUCGCUUAAUUAAUCGGGAUGGGCAGAGUAGAAUGCUACAUUCAGCAAACCUGGCCGGGUGAAAAUUGUGUUAAUAGUCUUCAAUUGAUGGUUGAACUCUGUUGAACAUUGAGACUCGAUAAAGACAGGAAUAUUAUUCCUGUCUUUAUUGAGUCUCAAUGUUCAACUAGGGACUGAAACAGUUAAGAGAUUGACUAUACAAUCUCAGACAAAGGAAGUGAAUUAACCUUUACAUAUUUAUUGGUUUCAAAAACCUUCAUUGCAUUAAUUUCUUAUGCUCAAUUAUGUGCCAUUGCACUUCUUCCCUGGGAAAGAUGUACAAUCAUGGCAAUCUUAAUGAAUUGAUUAACCCUAAACUCUUUGCCAACUGGGCAGGUAAACCACUACCCCUCUUAGAUUCACACUUGGGACACAAUGACACAUUAACUUAUAAGGAGCUUAUGUUGCCAAUGUGAACAACAACAUAACGACAUAAACGUGAGUAAAACAAAAUAGAUGGUAGAGAAGACUCUACCUGUUGCAUUUGUCUUUGUUUCAAGUUUACAGAGAAGACAACACCAACGAAAGCUUCAAAACAUUUUGAUGGCUUUCACCGUUUUAUUUUUUUCAUUUUUUAUUUUUCAUGGAUUAUUUUUCAUUUUGUGGUGAAAGGGUUUUUCAUAAUAGACAGGGUAUUUCUGAACUAAUUCUGAUUGCAGUUCAUCAGUCCCAUCAACUGCAACAUCUCCACUAACAAUAUCCUCCCCUGAAGCUGCCACAUUGAGAAUCAUGCUUGAGGAAGACUACAUUUGAUAGUUUCAACAUGCUCUGUUUGGUUCUUUGUUAUGUCAUUAUGUUGAAGGUUGUUCACACUUGUUUUUACCAUGUCUAACGAAAAAAUAAGGACAGAAUGAUGGACAUAAACAUAACAUUGACAUAAUCAAUUUUAUUUCUUUUGUUUUUAUGUUGUUAUAUGUUGUUAUGUCAACAUCAUUGUUCACACUACAAACAUAACAACGUUACAUAACCACCUUCUUAUACUGUUCGGCUUAUGUCUUUAAGUCACAAGGGUGAACCAGGCUUUAGAGACAUGGUGGUUUCUUCUGUAGCCAAUUUCUAGUUCACAUCAUUCACCUGGCAACAGAUUGACAGCCCCUCCAAACCUCAACCCCCAAACACCCCUUUUAUAGCAUCCCCAAGAUUUUAUCAGGUUGGCUCUAGUGUUAAAAUAUCAUAAUAAUUCUGCAGUACACAUAUGUUUCUAAUUUAUUAUUAUAUAUUAUAGUUUUACCACAGGCAGACCCAAGUCUAGACUCAAGUCCGGACAAAGAGUUUUCAAAAGCAGUGAUUUGCAUAAAGUAAAAGACUGCAUGAAUUAUUUACAAAAAUUUUACCCAGAUGUAGACAUUAAAUAAUUGCCUGGAUUGCAGGCAUAACAAUAAUAUCAGCAUACUGCUCUCUUGUGACAUGAAUUUGGGCUACUGAAUCAUUUCAGAUACUGAACCCAAGAGAAAUUAUUGCCUUCAAUUCAUCAGUAUCUUCAUUGUAGGGAACAUGUCCAUUAGCUGCUGGAGAUUUAGGUGAUAGCUCAACUGUCUUAAAUGGAUCAGCAUCCAUUGACGUUCCCUCAGGUUCUUCUAAUGCCAGCCAGCAGUUCACCCUGAUAGCAGCUGCAAUUCCCUCUACAGGUAAGCUGUGCUACUAUGUAAAAAUAACUGUUUGUCACCUCUUACCUGGCAUUAACUACAUUAGGAGAUUUAAUAUAAGAAACCAAAGGUUUCAGAAAUGGAAAUUAUGAUGUAAAAUGUAUGACAGUGAGGGUCACAUUAUAUACUGUACUAUGCCAGCUGUUACUUGUAACUCUCAUGCAUUAUGUGUCAGUCUCACGCCUGUGGACUUAUGAAGACAUUGAUCUUGAUCUCUUGACAAUUUCUCACACUUGACUCUCAAAUGUGCUCACUGUUCAUUUCAUGUCCUGCAUGUAACACUAAACUUGUUGCCUUUGAAAUAGCAUUUGAAGUGAUCAAAGAGUUGUUAAAACAUCUUGAUUUUGGGCAAUGUUUGGAAGUGUUCAGAAAGUCUUUGCUCUGAUUUUUUUGGAAAUUCUGGUCAUGACAAGACAAAAGUCUCAUGUAUUUGAGUCAGAAAAAGUUGCAAGGUAUACUUUUCUUGUAUAAUCUUCAAUGACAACAAUAAUAAUAAUAAUAAUCAUUAUUAUACAUUGUACUCAUUAUCUUUCUUCUCAUUGGCUAACAGCCUACUUUCCAGCUAAUUUUGGAAAUCAGUGUAACCUACAGAUUAGUUAGCUGCUAGUAGAUAACUGACUAAUCUGUAGGUUGCACGUGCAAUGCAUGAUUUCCAAUAACAACAUCAAUUCUGGUUCCUUGCCACAGUGUGUUUGUUGUUGUUUUCUUCAAAACAAUGUAUUAUUAUAAGACAAUUAUUAUUAUUGUAUACAUUCGGUUCUUGUGAUAUCCGGAAUAACAAACUCAGUAAGUGCUAUCAGCCUUGGCUUUCAGGCUCUUCUGAUAACACUUCCCUCGACUUUGAUUAUUCUGGAUAUCACAAAAACCAGCUCAUCCAAUAAUAAUUAUCAUAUCAUCAUCAUUAUCACAUGUUUUAGAAAAGCUGCUCAAUGAGUUGGUGAGACAGACCCAAGAAAAUGCAGUUCUUCUUCGUCAAGCACUGACUGAACUGCAUGAGUUGAAACAACAAGUACAAUGUCAAAGAAAGAUUCCCUUUACAGUCAAAACAUGUGGUUUUGAGGUAUAGUGUGGUGUACAUGAUGGUCCAUUAUAAUUAAAUAUUCAAGUAAUUAUGAAAGAUCAACAGUUAGAUGAUCCGUAGGGAUAAAUCAGGGUGUAUAGUAAUAUUGAUCAACAGUGUUCAUGUUUGGCAGCUGCAGUGUUUUUUUAAACAAGUUGCCUGGGAAAGAAAAGGUGGCCAUGGUAGCCUCUUGAAAGAGAAGUAGGGUUAAGGCAUUAUAAUUUAAUGUUUUGAUCCAUCAUUGCACAACCUUGCUGCAGUUAAUCCUAUAUAAACUCAGCUGCCGAGUCAAUUUUGCCGGGCUAUAAUUUUGUUUUUAACAAACUAAAUAACAGAAGAACAAAACGUUUUUGGGGCUAGUUGAAAUGACAUCUGGGCUAGUAAACAGCCAAUCAGAAAUGAUUUUCUUUGAUCCCUAUCCUCGGUAACAGCCAAUCAGAGUUGAUCCAAACAAUUCCUACUGUUGAGUGACCAGUGAGAGAACUUCCCAAGAUCGGGUGAAAUACUAUUUUGUAAUAGGAUACUGUAACACAACAAUAUUAUUUUAACAAUGAAUGCUUUUACACAUUAUUUCUUUUGUGCAUGUAACCAAGGCAAAUUAGCCAACUGGGUUCUUUCAUACUUUUUGUUGUCUUACUUUACGACUUUUGUUUAACAGCGAGAACUGGUGCUUAAAGCAAAGGAGGUAUUUGUUACUCAUGGACCAUGGCUUGUCCAAGGGGCUUUGGAAAAAUUAAAGGUAUUUCUUCUUCUUCUUCCAUGGAACCCCACCUCCUUCAAAAAUGAAGAUCUGUUCUUGUGGGGGGUCUUAAAAAAAGUAAAUAAAUAAAUAAAUAAAUACACUAAGGAAAAAAUAAACAAAUGUUAAUUAAUUAAUAUUAAAACAAAAGGGUUGCAGUCAUUUUAAAAGGGUCCAAGUUCGGCAGCACAUUUUAUGGAGGACGUGGACAUACGAUGACAAAUUUUCCUUCCUUUCUUUUAACUUGAAUAAAAUCCUUAAGAAUUCAACUCCAGGAAAAGUCGUCUGAAUUUGACAUAUUGAGCGGGUGCAAAUAGACCUGAUUAAGUCUGAAAGAAUGCAAAUUCAUUUUUUAGUGAAGUUUUCACUUCGUUCGUCGUCGUCAUUGCGGGAAACACACUGGUGCUGGGCAAGCGAAAUAUGAGAGCUGACUGACUGAAUAGAUUCUUAUACUACCAGCCGAUAUUUCUAUAUAUUUCUCCUUAUUUAUUGGCCCCUUUGUUUUCAGGAAGAGAUAGCAACCUUAUUAGGAGGAACAGAAAAGGUUGAUGCCCACCAUGUGACAAGUUGUGUUUCAUACUGCAAAGAAAAAUAUACAUUAUGGAGAGCGGAUAUCAGAAAAAAGGUUCUAAGAACUAAUAUUUGUGAAAGAUAUGACAUAAUUAUAUAUAAUUAUCAUGAUCAACAUCAUCAUUAUCUCCUUAAUUCGUACAGGUUUUCAUUGCAGACUUUUGUAAAGUUUUGACGCUGCAUGGGAUUCCUGUUUCCUUCAAGUUACUUUCUUUCCCCCACAGCUCCAAAAAUGACUGGUAGUAGGGUACAUGUAUUUUUGUCGUUGUCAUCCAAAGUCUACUUGGGUAUUCCCCUUGCAAGCUCUUGACAUUUUUGGUUUCUCUCUCUUUUGCAUUCAAUAUUCCUAUGACCAGGUGCUGCAAUGUCUGCACAUGAUAACGGCUUCAUUGUUUUUCUGUCAGUAGUUGUCUACACGUACAUGUAUGUUUAUUUUUGGAGCUUUUUCAUGCAUUAGAAAAAAAUGACAGUUAUUUGUAAUUUUCUCUUCUUAUGCUUUGGAUUCAGGUACUCAACAGGAAGUUGAACCACUUGAAUAUAUCUGAGUUUACAGCUAAACUGUAUGCACCAUUCAAAAGCAAGGAGGAAGACAUGAAAAAUGCUGCUAAAACUGCAAUGCUACUGGUAAAACAUGUUUUCUUACUGUUGAAAAAAUUAGUAAAACACAAGUACAGUUUUGCCUUUAUUAUCAAUGGAAACUUUAAAACUUUCCUUAACUCAUUCCCUAGUACACAUUACAAGGAUCAAAGUUUUUCUUACUUUUAUAAGAAAAUUUUGCUGAAUGAUUUUUUGUGUUUUAUUAUCAAUGCUUAACAUCUAAUGGAAUAUUUCUUGCUUACACCUGUAGCGCAAAUUUGCUUGUGAAAACGGAUAUUUUGAAAACACGACAAAGGCAGACUUCUGGGACAAGUUUGUAGAGUUUGCUAACUCGUGGAACAAGAUUGGUAUUCCAAACAAGUGGGCAGCAUUAAAAGUAGAAGACGAGUCGAAGUACAAUGAAUCCCUGGAAACAACUAAAGCAUAGUGACAUGAAAAAGUGAAAGUGUAAAGCCUUGGAAUCAUUCUGAUCUUUGCACGGGGCUAUACUAUUCAAUGCACAGUUUAAUAUACAGUGUAUAUUACUGUUUGUAUGUAUGUAUAGUGUAUGUAAUAUAUCCAGCAUGAGAUGCAGUGUUUCAUCACCAGUUCUCAAACUCAUUAAUAAUUCAUAAAGAAAAUUCAAAGGAAAUUAAUGUUUAAUGAGUGUUUGGAUAUUGGAUGAAAAACUGCUCAUUUUUGCAUCCUUAAUUUCUCCUUCAAAAAUGAUUUUGUUUGAGAAGAAAUAUCAAACAUUCGACACAAUGU